CUCAACAGCCGCCUCCAGCAGCUAGAACAAACCGUCGCCGCCCCCGUUGCCAGUUCCUCCAACACCUCCAAGUCCGAUCGCCUUGAAGCAUUGGAGAUGGACGUCGGAUCCCUCAAGGACGGCGUGCAGCUACAGCAAACUGCAACACAACAGUUGGAGCAGCAGAUCUGUACUGCCGCCACCCACUCGAGGUCGGAACCGCGCGAGACAACUCCAAAGUUCGAUGGGCAGGAGAUCUUCUGCGACUCGACGAAGACGGACCCGAUUCCAUGGUUCCGCAAGUUCGAGCUCACGUUGCAGCUCCACCACGUCCGAGAAUACAAGCAUCACGCGUACUUAUACUCCCGGUCGGGAGGCGCGUGCCAAGCAUGGUUGGACAAUCUAUUGUCCAAGUACAGAGUGGUAGCUGCCGACUUGCACACCAAGAUCAAUUGGGAUGAUCUAAAGGCGGUGUGGCAUAAGCGGUUCCAAGUAGAGCCACCGGAUAUCAAGGCAAUGAACAAGCUGAUGGCCUUCGAACAAGGCACGCCGCCGAGCGUUGACUGGAUUGCCGAGUACCAACACUUGACAUCCGUCCCAGAGCUUCCAUUGGGCUUCAAGGCCGUCAAACACUACUUCAUCUCGAGGUCGUGUCCGGCGUUGGGCAAUGCCUUGACUCACGUCAAGGACACCCUGACGACAACGACGGAGCUCUUUGACAAGGUCGUGCAAAUCAUUGUCACGAACAAGGAGGCUAAGAACCGGCGUUCGUCUGCGGUAGGCCUGAGCGGAGACCAACAUCGGUCGAAAGUGGUCGUGGUCGCGGCGGCAUCGUCGACCGACCAAUCUAGCGAGGUCGUGUCUGGCACUGUCUGCCAAUGAAGGGGACAGACUCGCAGCCGCCCGGUGUGAGGAAACCCGGGGAGGGGCUACCUACCGUUCGCUGAAGCCAUGGGCUACGGCGCCUGUCACUUCGCCGCGCCCGCUCCGAGGUCCUCGGCGACUAGUAGGGCGAAAGGGGGCCAAUCAAGAUCAAGAUCCGUC
Molecule: messenger RNA, 1023 nt
Organism: Chara braunii
Lineage: Eukaryota; Viridiplantae; Streptophyta; Charophyceae; Charales; Characeae
Source: the annotation of a GenBank genome assembly